ACGAAAUGGAAAACGCCACGACGUUAAACGAAACCGAGAUUAAGUUCAAAUUGACUGACUACAGUCUAUUUAUAGUAACACUUGCGUCGAGCGCUCUGAUCGGCAUAUAUUUCGGGGUUAAAGGUAGAAAAAAACAGAGCUCCGCAAAUGAUUACUUUUUGGGUAACAAAUCGAUGCAUUCAUUUCCCAUCGCUUUAUCAUUAAUAUCUUGUAAUAUUUCGGGAAUUACAAUGAUUGCUAUACCAACAGACGUUUAUAGAUUCGGUGCGCACUUUUGGAUGGCCGCUGUAGCAACUCAAAUGUGCAUUUUCGUAGGCUAUUUCAUAACGAUACCAAUAUUUUUCAAUUUAGGCGUAUCUUCGACUUUCGAAUAUCUAGAAAUGAGAUUUAGUGCAAAACUUAGGAGAUUCGCAUCCGCUUUGUAUACUUUCAACAUGUUUUCCUAUUUACCUAUAGUAGUUUACGUACCAGCUUUGGUUUUAUCUCAAGUAACUGGAUUUUCGAUCCAUAUUAUAACUGUGUCUGUAUGCGCGGUUUGCAUUUUUUACACUACGAUUGGAGGAAUCAAAGCUGUGGUUUGGACUGACGCUUUACAAAGUAUAGUGAUGAUUGGAUCUGUUAUAGCUAUAGUUGUUAUUGGCACUGAUAACUCUGGUGGUGUAAAACAAGUGAUUGAAGAGUGCAAGAAAGGUGAUUUAUUUGAAAUCGAUUAUAGAAUGGAUCCAACUAUAAGAGAUACAGUUUGGUCGUUAGCUGCGUCGAUGUUUUAUUGGCUAAACUUCAUAGCUGUUGGACAGAGCAGCGUGCAAAAGUGUUUAGCUUUACCGACGUUCAAAGAAAUUAAGAAAGCAUUUUACAUUGUCGGAAUUGGACUUGGCGUAAUUCUCUAUGGAAGCGUUUAUAUUGGUUUACUGAUUUACGAUAAAUACAACAAAUGCGAUCCACUACUUACUAAAAAGAUACAAGUCGCAGAUCAGAUAUUGCCUUAUUACGUUUUGGAUGUAAUCAACAAAGUCCCUGGUUUAGGUGGACUCUUCAUAGCUAGCAUCUUCAGUGGCGGAAUUAGUACUUUAUCUGCAGCAAUGAACGCUCUUUCCUGUACAAUCUACAAUGAUUUCAUUGCUGUAUACAUGCCAAUCGACUACCCACAAGAGAAAGUUGGGAAUAUUUUGAAAUUAACUGUAGUACUUGUUGGUGUAAUCUGCACUGUCCUCGUGUUUAUAAUCGAACAACUUGGAAGUAUCCUACCUUUAGCCAUCUCUUUACCAAGUAUAUCAGCUGGUCCUUUAGUAGGAUUAUUCCUCAUGGGAAUGCUUGUACCAACGAUAAACUCAAAGGGCGCUUUGUACGGAUGUAUUUCAUCCGUUGUCUUAUUGAUCCUAAUGGUAUUAGGAUCCUUCUACUACAAGAUGCAAAAGUUAAUAACAUUCGAAACUAAACCCACGUCCACUGAGAGCUGUUCAACACCUUUCAACGUCACAACACCAAUUCAUCCGGAGACAGAUUGGAAGCCGUUUUAUCUAUUCAGGAUAUCGUUUUAUUACUAUUCCUUGAUCGGAGUAUGCACCGUGUUCUUCGUAGGAUGGAUUGUCAGCUACUUUUCCAAAGCAGAUCAAAAACAGGUUCAAAAGAAGUUAAUUAGUCCGUUGAUGCAUUGGGCGAUGUCGGAUGAUCUACUUCCACCCACCUAUAAUGAUGUCAAAGAGAAUUUAGAAUUAAUGGAAGAAAUCACAGAAAAACAAUAAAUUA
Molecule: messenger RNA, 1749 nt
Organism: Nicrophorus vespilloides
Lineage: Eukaryota; Metazoa; Arthropoda; Insecta; Coleoptera; Silphidae
Product: sodium-coupled monocarboxylate transporter 2-like
Exons: 8
Coding region: 6-1745 (579 amino acids)
Biological process (GO): sodium ion transport; transmembrane transport
Cellular component (GO): membrane
Molecular function (GO): symporter activity
Source: RefSeq, a predicted model, not a curated record